This is a messenger RNA of Trachemys scripta elegans, 8440 nucleotides long. It is a transcript of the gene ROBO2, whose product is annotated as roundabout guidance receptor 2. Gene Ontology annotation, biological process: homophilic cell-cell adhesion; dendrite self-avoidance; axon guidance. NCBI's taxonomy places the organism in Eukaryota, Metazoa, Chordata, Testudines, Emydidae. The record is from RefSeq and is a predicted model, not a curated record. The transcript has 31 exons. Bases 865 to 5607 code for a protein of 1580 amino acids. Gene Ontology annotation, molecular function: cell-cell adhesion mediator activity. Gene Ontology annotation, cellular component: plasma membrane; axon.
CGGGGCCGCCGCCGCAGAAAGGAGGAGGAGGACUUGGACGUCUGGCUGCCGGGGCCGCCUGGGUGAGCUGCAGCGGGAGGGUGCUGCGCUCACACACAAACUCACGCUGUGCCUGACACACACUCACCGCCCAGCUCCGCUCUUUCCACUGAGCCUUUCCCAUUCACAACAGCACGGCAGUGGCAGCAGCGGCAAUCCUGCCGCUCACACCCUUCUGCAGCAGCAACAACAGCAGCACGCUGGAGUUACUAGGCUCAAGCAGUUUGCUCUUUAUUUCUAGUUGGGGGGCGGGGGAGUAUCUUGGGGGAUGCUGAGGGAAGAAAUCCCUGCUGCAGAAUGUUGCCUAACCAUCCCUGAAGGAAGUUAGGAGAGGAACUCUGCAGAUUGAACUGAUUAGAGAGAGAGAGGGAGGGAGGCAGAAUAGCCAAACCCAACCAAUGUUUUUCCUGCAAAGUGCUGAGAAGUUUGUGGAACACUUUCUAGGAAUCAGAUCCCUUUUCUAAGUAUUUUCCUCUUGUCUUCCGAAGAAAGAACUUGGCUUUGGAUUGCCAUGGAUCCUAAGGAGAGUCUUAGACACACUUGAAUAAUUCCUCUGCUUGAGCUGGAUUGGUGGGAAUUUAGGAGGCUGUGUGUGCAAAGCAGAAGCCUUUGGAGCUCUCUUUGCUAAUCUGGAUGGAUCUAAAAGUGUCAUCGUCAAGACCUUGCCAUCUGCAGCUUUUGCUUUUAAGAUUCCUCCCUUCACUUUAAUUAGCUGCUAGGAAAGUCUAAACUUUUGGACCUACCUCUUCUUGUUUUUGGGUACUUUUUUUGUGUCACUCUGGGAUUGGUGUCUCAAGCCAUCUGGAUUGCUUUUAAUAUGUCAAAAUGGGUCUGCUGAUGCCACUCCUGCUCUUUGGAUUUGUAUAUUUUCAAGUUUAUGGAUCCCGUCUUCGCCAAGAAGACUUUCCACCGCGGAUUGUUGAGCAUCCUUCAGACGUGAUAGUCUCUAAGGGAGAGCCAACAACUCUGAACUGUAAGGCCGAGGGAAGGCCAACUCCCACUAUUGAAUGGUACAAGGAUGGAGAGCGAGUGGAGACUGACAAAGAUGACCCCCGCUCCCACCGUAUGCUGCUGCCCAGCGGAUCUUUAUUUUUCUUACGCAUUGUACAUGGACGCAGGAGCAAACCUGAUGAAGGAAGUUAUGUUUGUGUUGCGAGGAACUAUCUUGGUGAAGCUGUGAGUCGCAAUGCAUCUCUGGAAGUAGCAUUGCUACGGGAUGACUUUCGCCAAAACCCUACCGAUGUUGUUGUGGCAGCUGGAGAACCUGCUAUUCUGGAGUGCCAGCCUCCUCGAGGACAUCCUGAGCCCACAAUCUACUGGAAGAAAGAUAAAAUCCGCAUUGACGACAGGGAAGAGAGAAUCAGUAUACGAGGUGGGAAACUAAUGAUCUCAAACACAAGGAAAAGUGAUGCUGGCAUGUACACUUGUGUCGGUACCAACAUGGUGGGCGAACGAGACAGCGAUCCAGCAGAGCUGACUGUCUUUGAACGACCCACGUUUCUCAGGAGACCAAUUAACCAAGUGGUUCUGGAGGAAGAGGCAGUAGAAUUCCGAUGUCAAGUCCAGGGGGAUCCUCAGCCAACAGUCCGGUGGAAGAAAGAUGAUGUGGAUUUGCCAAGAGGAAGAUAUGACAUCAAAGAUGAUUACACCUUACGCAUUAAAAAGGCCACGAGCACAGACGAGGGAACCUACACAUGCAUUGCUGAGAAUCGAGUUGGAAAAGUGGAAGCCUCUGCUACCCUCACAGUUCGGGCUCGCCCUGUUGCUCCCCCGCAGUUUGUGAUAAGACCACGAGACCAGAUUGUAGCCCAGGGUCGAACAGUGACCUUUCCCUGUGAAACUAAAGGAAAUCCCCAGCCUGCUGUUUUUUGGCAAAAGGAAGGCAGCCAGAAUCUACUCUUUCCAAACCAGCCUCUCCAACCCAACAGUAGGUAUUCAGUAUCACCAACAGGCGACCUCACUAUUACCAACAUUCAACGAUCUGAUGCAGGCUACUACAUCUGUCAAGCGCUGACGGUUGCUGGGAGCAUUUUAGCAAAAGCUCAACUGGAAGUUACUGAUGUUUUGACAGAUAGGCCUCCACCCAUCAUUCUCCAAGGUCCAGCCAAUCAGACGUUGGCAGUAGAUGGGACAGCUUUGUUGAAGUGUAAGGCCACUGGUGACCCACUUCCUGUUAUUAGUUGGUUAAAAGAAGGAUUCACGUUCCUGGGCAGAGAUCCUAGAACAUCAAUACAGGAGCAGGGGACCUUGCAGAUUAAAAGUCUACGGAUAUCUGACACUGGCACUUACACAUGUGUGGCCACAAGUUCAAGUGGGGAGACAUCUUGGAGCGCUGUGCUAGAGGUGACAGAGUCUGGUGGAGCAACAAUCAGUAAAAAUUAUGAUUUGAAUGACCUUCCUGGGCCACCAUCCAAACCCCAGGUCACUGAUGUUACUAAGAACAGUGUCACCUUGUCCUGGCAGCCAGGCACCCCUGGAAGCUUACCAGCUAGUGCAUAUAUCAUUGAGGCUUUUAGCCAAUCUGUGAGCAAUAGCUGGCAAACAGUUGCUAAUCAUGUAAAGACAACACUCUACACUUUAAGAGGAUUGCGACCCAAUACAAUCUACCUGUUUAUGGUCAGAGCAAUCAACUCACAAGGUCUGAGUGACCCCAGCCCUAUGUCAGAUCCUGUCCGCACACAAGAUAUCAGCCCACCAGCACAAGGAGUGGAUCACAGGCAAGUCCAGAAAGAGCUAGGAGACGUCAUUGUACGGCUACAUAAUCCUGUUGUGCUGACACCCACUACAGUUCAAGUCACCUGGACAGUUGACCGCCAAUCCCAGUUUAUUCAGGGUUAUCGAGUAAUGUAUCGCCAAACAUCAGGCCUGUCUUCUCCAAUGGCAUGGCAGAAUUUGGAUGUGAAAGUCCCCACUGAGCGCAGUGCUGUCCUAGUCAACUUGAAAAAAGGGGUUUCUUAUGAAAUUAAAGUUCGACCCUAUUUCAAUGAAUUCCAAGGAAUGGAUAGUGAAUCAAAGUCUGCCCGUACUACUGAAGAAGCUCCAAGUGCCCCUCCGCAGUCUGUUACUGUUCUAACAGUUGGAAACCAUAACAGCACAAGCAUCAGCAUUUCCUGGGACCCUCCCCCACCAGAUCACCAAAAUGGAAUCAUCCAGGAGUAUAAGAUCUGGUGCCUAGGUAAUGAGACUCGAUUUCACAUCAACAAAACAGUAGAUGCAGCCAUUCGCUCUGUAGUGAUAGGUGGCCUAUACCCUGGUAUUCAAUAUCGAGUGGAAGUUGCAGCAAGUACAAGUGCAGGUGUUGGAGUAAAAAGUGAACCACAACCCAUAAUAAUUGGAGGUCGUAACGAAGUUGUCAUCACUGAAAAUAACAACAGCAUAACUGAACAAAUCACUGAUGUUGUCAAGCAGCCUGCCUUUAUUGCUGGCAUUGGUGGGGCAUGCUGGGUAAUUCUGAUGGGUUUCAGCAUCUGGCUGUAUUGGCGAAGAAAGAAGAGGAAGGGGCUGAGCAAUUAUGCCGUUCAGUCCUUCACCUUCACCCCUGCAGUCACUUUUCAAAGAGGAGAUGGAGGACUAAUGAGCAAUGGAAGUCGACCAGGUCUGUUGAAUGCAAGUGACCCCAGUUAUCCUUGGCUUGCAGACUCUUGGCCUGCCACCAGUCUGCCAGUAAACAACAGCACUAGUGGACCCAACGAUCUUGGGAAUUUUGGUCGUGGAGAUGUGCUGCCACCAGUGCCAGGCCAAGGGGAUAAAACUGCCACUAUGCUUUCUGAUGGAGCCAUUUACAGCAGCAUUGACUUCACCACCAAAACUAGUUACAACAGUUCCAGCCAAAUCACACAAGCUACACCAUAUGCCACCACGCAGAUUCUGCAUUCCAACAGCAUCCAUGAGUUGGCAGUCGACUUACCUGAUCCUCAGUGGAAAAGCUCAAUUCAGCAAAAAACUGACCUCAUGGGAUUCGGUUACUCUCUGCCAGACCAAAGCAAAGGCAACAACGCCUUACUUUACAUCCCUGACUACCGAUUGGCUGAGGGAUUGUCUAAUAGAAUGCCACACAACCAGUCACAGGAUUUCAGCACCACCAGCUCUCACAACAGCUCAGAAAGAAGUGGCAGCCUCUCAGGUGGGAAAGGAGGAAAAAAGAAGAAAAACAAAAAUACUUCCAAGCCCCAGAAAAAUAAUGGGUCUAACUGGGCCAAUGUUCCUCUACCACCUCCUCCUGUGCAGCCGCUACCAGGCACAGAGCUAGAGCACUAUGGAGAGGACCAGCAAGAAGCAGGAUAUGACAGUGAUGGUUGGUGUCCUCCUUUACCAGUUCAGACGUACUUACACCAGGGCCUGGAGGAUGAGCUUGAAGAAGAUGAUGACAGAGUGCCUACACCACCUGUCCGAGGGGUGGCCUCCUCACCAGCAAUCUCCUUUGGGCAACAGUCCACUGCAACUCUCACACCUUCUCCACGAGAGGAGAUGCAGCCAAUGCUUCAAGCCCACCUUGAUGAAUUAACCAGGGCCUACCAGUUUGACAUAGCAAAGCAAACAUGGCACAUCCAAAGCAAUACUCAACCUCCUCUGGCCCCAGUUCCACCACUUGGAUAUGUAGCUGGAACCCUUAUUUCAGAUUUGGAAACAGAUAUUCCAGAUGAUGAUGAGGAUGAUAUUGAAGAAGAAGCUAUAGAAAUCACUAGGCCACUAAGAGGUCUAGAGCAUACUCCGGGAUCCAGUAUGGACAAUUUAGACAGCUCUGUGACAGGUUCAAUGGUAAAUGGAUGGGGUUCUGCGUCUGAUGAGGACCGUAACUUUUCUAGUCAUAGAUCUAGUGUAGGUAGCUCCUCAGAUGACUCGAUCUUUACCAGCGGCAGUUUUGCACAAGCACUGGUUGCAGCAGCAGAUAAAGCUGGGUUUAGGCUGGAUGGAACCAGCCUGACAAGAACAGGCAAAGCAUACCCUUCCUCUCAGCGACCUCGGCCAAGCAGCCCAUUUUCAACUGACAGUAACACCAGUGCAGCCCUGAAUCAGAGUCAGAGGCCUAGGCCUACUAAAAAACACAAGGGGGGUAGAUUGGACCAACCCCCAUUGCCUCAUCGCAGGGAGGGAAUGACAGAUGAUCUUCCACCACCACCAGAUCCGCCCCCUGGUCAGGGUUUAAGGCAGCAAAUAGGCCCUGGCCAGCGCGGAGGCUCGGCAGAGAGAAAAGGAAGCUCUCUUGAGAGGCAGCAUACUUCCAACAUAGAUGAAACAAAGAGCUCAUUGGAUCGUCAAGCUAGAACAUCAUUAGAGUGGCAGCGACAAACCCAGGAAUGGAUAAGCUCCACAGAACGUCAAGAAGAUUUCAGGAAAGCCCAACAUAAACAAGCAUUUGGAUCAGAAGAGGCACUGGUGCCAUAUAGUAAGCCCAGUUUCCCAUCCCCAGGUGGUCACAGCUCUUCAGGAACAGCUUCUUCUAAAGGUUCGACUGGACCCAGAAAAGGCGAAGCCUUGCGAGGAGGUCACCAACGCAAUGCUAGUGACCUUCUUGAUGUAGGAUAUAUGGGAUCAAGUAAUGCAGGACAGUUUACUGGUGAAUUAUAGUAGUUGAGAAGAGACAUCCCAAGCUGCUCUGAAGGACCAUCAGGUCUGAACUCAUGGAAGUGAUGACACUAAACAGUGCAAUGAACAUUUUCUUUAUUUAUGUACUAUUAAAAGAACUGUAAAUGCAAUGUAAAGACACACAGCCACACAUAUCCCACAGAUACUUGUGUUCGUCUCUUUAAUACACCAUCCACCUUAAACUAUUUCUUGUCAGGAGUAUAUAAAAAAGAAAGAAAAAAAAAGUCACCCUCCAGGAUGAAAAUGAUUUCCCUCUGUAUAUAAUUUCUUUUGUUGCAUUGCUAUGCAAGCUCACCUUCUUUUUAGCUAUGUUCAUAUUAUUGUCUGUUCUUAUUGGUCUGUUGUACUAUAUGUGAAUUAAUAGGCUGUGGUGCCAUAUAUUAACUUUUAAUUGUGUAACUUUUAUGUUUAAAGUUUGCACUGCAAUUUUAUUUGGUGAUAAGCACAAAACUCUACUCCUUGUGACAUGAAGAAGAAGAAGACUGAAUGUGUGAAGAACGUUUUACGUGCUGUAAGCUGUGUUGGAUAAUGCUGGAUGUAACGGAGUAUGGUAAAUGGUUUUCCAUUGGGGUGUAGAAAUAGGAAGAUGACAGGCAAAACUGAUGUUAGCAAAGAUGUCAGGGACAGAAUUAAAUCUUUUAAUAACAAGCAACAUGGUUGCUCUUACUAUUUAAAAAAAAGGGGGGUGUCAAAAGAUGAAAAUGUGAGUUUCAAGAGAGAAUAUGAAAAAAGAGACUACAGAGUUGAACUGUGACCUCUGAAUAGAACGCUAAGCUUCUCAACUCUUAGGAUCAGUUUUUACCUGCCCAAUAGAAUUAAAUAAUGGAGGGCAGGAGAGUGGGGGAAAACUUGCUACAAACAAAAGAAAUUAAGGUGUUUCACUAAAGCUGUUUUUAUGUUACAUUUUAAAAAGAAUUACCAUAAUUAAUCUCUCAAAGCCAGCAUGUAAUGCAGAAAUCCCCCCAGGAAAAAGAAACAAUAUAAACUCUGGGAUUACCUAGCAAAUAGUUAAAGAGGCAAUUUAUUAUUGAGACAUAUUCAAGAUGCUUCUGAAAAAUGAAAUAUGUUGAAAUAUCUUAGUUCAUCUUUCCAAUACAUGUACAGUAAAAUAGAAGAUAGAGCUGCACCACUGAAAUUCAUUUACAUGAGUUGUUUUUAUGCAGUCUAGAAACUUUUGUGUUUUAUUAACUGAAGUCUUCAAUAACUGAAGUUGAUUCCACGGAAUUUGUAGCAAAAUUCUUAGUGUUUGAAAAAGAAAGCAAUGGUAAAAUUAUGUUCAGUUUGCAGUAAAUAUUUUUCUUUCAAUGCAAUAUGUUCUCAGAAAUUGGAUACAAACAAAAAAAUCUUUGACCUACUUUUAACGUGUGAAUUUAAACCCUACUAUAAUAACAAAGUAACGCAUGUUUAUACACUUUUUGAAUAAACCAAACUCUGUAAGUGGACAUUAAUAACAGCAUCCUGUCUCAUCAUUAGUUUUCAUGACUUUCUCUAGACUUUCUGCACCUCCAAAAUCCCUAUGAGUAAAUUUUUCAAACAUUUGUUAGAAUACUCUACAUGUAUUGUAUACCACAUUCAUUCAAUACUUAAUUUAAAUAUUACACUCUACAGCUUUUUUUCUAUUAAUCACCUAAUCAUGAAUGCAAGUUUGCAUUUAAACACCCUUUAAGUAUAUCCUGUCUAUGUUGUUUUGUAUAUCGCCUUGGAGUUCACCAGUAUUAAGUGAAGUACACUUUUAGUGAUGGCAAAGUCCUAGGACAAGUAAAUUACACUGCUAAAUAUAUGUGUUUCUUUUCAUUUUAUUUAAUUGUUCCAUUAUACAAUAAAACACUACAGUUUUCAAUUGUAUUCAGAACUGUCAAAUAUCAAAAACUGGUAUUUAAACUUUACUUAAGGUCAAAUCUGUUAUUUAGCAGUUACAAGACAAAAACAAAAUGUAUGAAUUUAUUUAUAUAUGUAACCAAUGAAUAUAUGUAAUUUUCCUGCUGAUUAAAUGGAUAUAGUUAAAGCCAUUGUCUAUAAACGUACAGAAAUAUUCAACAAAGGUAAAAAGGGCAUCCGAUUUUUGCUGACUCUGAUAUGUGAAGAUACAGAUUCUUCAGCACACUUCUCAAAUUUUGGUUCUCUGGAAACAUUUCAAUAUGACUAGAGAAGAUUUUGAUUUGAACACUUGUGCUGAGCUUUGGUGGAACACCUUUCUCAUUAUGUUCUAUUUUAAAAUUGGAAUAAUGAGAAGUUGACAAAAGCCAUCCCGAUUACUUUCAGAUAUGUUUUAUCUAUUCCACUGGAAAGUAAAUGUGUGUCAGUAUUAAAGCUGUGCAGUAUCAUGAUAUUCACUACCUUGUCCAUCUGCUUCUGUAUGUUUUUGUUCAUUAAUAAUUUGCUUACAAUAUUACAUAACAAAUUGUCCGUGUGUAUCGCCAAGUGUCUCCAUUAUCUUACAGGUGAUCUUUUUUUUCUCUUUUCUAUAAGUGUACUUCCAACAAAUCACAAUACAUAUUUUUUAAAAUGCAGUUUAAUUUACUAUUUAAAAAAAAUAUUAUUUCUGUUUUUUUAAACCGAAAACAUUUAUUGUGCUUAAUGUGCUUUUAAACGGGGAUGUUGUGGUGGCACUUAGUUUUCCAAUUUGUUUUUUUAAUUUGUUUAUUGGCUACAUCUUGUUCAUGAAAAAGUAUGAUCUCUUAAUGUGUUUCAUUGGUAUUGUUAGUGCAGCAAAGUUUAAUUGCCAUAAGAAGUUGGUUAAUAGUAUUGUCGAGCUGUGUAUUGUAUAUUUACUGGGGAAAAAAAUAAAACGCAUUCACAUUUCAAAUUUAUGUUA